AUGGAUUCAAAACAAUCUCAAAGUGCUGCCAGACAGGAGCAUAUGAUUUAUAUUUGUGGAGAUUGCCAGGCAGAAAAUUCAUUAAAAACAAAAGAUGCUAUUAAAUGUCGAGAAUGUGGCCAUCGUGUUCUAUACAAAAAGAGAGCCAGAAAAUUGAUGGUGUAUGAUGCACGUUAA
This is a messenger RNA of Strongyloides ratti, 177 nucleotides long. RefSeq names its product DNA-directed RNA polymerases I, II, and III subunit RPABC4. NCBI's taxonomy places the organism in Eukaryota, Metazoa, Nematoda, Chromadorea, Rhabditida, Strongyloididae. Gene Ontology annotation, molecular function: zinc ion binding; DNA binding; DNA-directed RNA polymerase activity. The transcript has 2 exons. Gene Ontology annotation, cellular component: RNA polymerase III complex; RNA polymerase I complex; RNA polymerase II, core complex. Bases 1 to 177 code for a protein of 58 amino acids. The record is from RefSeq and is a predicted model, not a curated record. Gene Ontology annotation, biological process: DNA-templated transcription.